AUGGCCUCCACACAGGCCGAGCCUCCGGCGAAGCCUAUGAGCGAGAAACAACAACUGAAGCUUGAGAAAUUCGCCAAGAAAAAAGAGAAGCAAGAACAGGAAGCGCGACUGAAACAGCAACAAGGCAUUGGCGCAUCCAAGGGGAAGAAACCUAGGGAGCAGGUUGCUCCUGCGGCCGAGACGAAAGAUUGGGUCGAGGUGACACCGGCUGGACAUCGAAAGAUAUUGAAAUCAUUGGACGACGACUUCCACAAGGCUUAUCUGCCGAAGGUUGUAGAAUCUGCCUGGUAUAGUUACUGGGAAGAGCAUGGKUUUUUMAAGCCACAAACAGAGGAGGAUGGCAGUCUUAAGCCGAAGGGUAAAUAUGUCAUCGCUAUUCCACCACCUAAUGUGACUGGCAAAUUACAUAUCGGACACGCUCUCGCACUCGCGUUGGAAGACACCCUGAUCAGAUGGCAUCGCAUGCGACAAUUCUCAACGCUUUAUAUACCUGGCUGCGAUCAUGCAGGCAUUGCGACCCAGGCUGUUGUCGAGAAGCAGCUCGCCAAAACCCCGAAAAACGGGAAAUCUAAACGCCAAGACUUCACUAGGGCUGAGUUUAUACAACUAUGUCAGGACUGGAAAGAGGAUUACCAUAAGUCGAUCAACAAUACGGUGCGCAAACUCGGCGUCUCCGUCGACUGGUCGCGCGAAGCCUUCACUAUGAGUCCGGAGCUGUCCAAAGCGGUGAAUGAGACCUUCAUCCAGCUGCACUCCGAAGGCCUUAUCUACCGAGCCAACAGGCUUGUGCAUUGGUCAUGUCGUCUCUCCACUGCUUUGUCAACGCUAGAAGUUGACCAAAAGGAGCUCGAGGGGACAACAAAGUUGGACGUGCCGGGCUAUGACAGAAAAAUUGAAUUCGGAACUCUCACUUAUUUUAAAUACCAAAUCGAGGGCUCUGAUCAUACAAUCGAAGUUGCGACCACACGUCCAGAGACUAUGCUAGGCGAUACUGGCAUUGCGGUUCAUCCUGAGGACGAACGGUAUAAUGAAUUCGUCGGCAAAAAUGCGCUGCACCCGAUCAUUCGUGGUAGAAAGCUGAGGAUCGUCGCCGACGAAUAUGUUGAUACAGAGUUUGGUACUGGCGCAGUUAAGCUGACCCCUGCUCACGAUCAUAAUGAUUUCAACCUGGGAAAGAAACAUGGUCUACCAUUCAUCAACAUUCUUAACGAGGAUGGCACGUUCAAUAGCAACGCGGGUCCUUAUGCCGGAGAGAAGAGGUUCAACGCAAGAUACGGUGUUAUUGAAGAACUUAAGAAACUCGGUCUCUAUACGAGACAAGAGCCGAACAAGAUGGUUGUCCCCAUAUGUAGCCGAUCAGGGGAUAUUGUGGAGCCACUUUUGAAGCCCCAAUGGUGGAUGAAGAUGGAGUCUCUCACGAAACCUGCCAUAGAUGUUGUUGAAAGUGGCGAGCUCGUUAUUCGACCAGAGAUACAGAAGCGAUCAUACUUGCAAUGGAUGCGGAAUCUCCAGGACUGGUGCCUGUCGAGACAACUGUGGUGGGGCCAUCAGAUCCCAGCGUAUUUUGUCACUGUCGAUGGUGAAACCAAUGGAGAUGAUUCCGAUGACAGCUAUUGGGUAUGCGGAAGAACAGAGAGUGAGGCUCAAGAAAAGGCCGAAAAGAAAUUCCCCGGUAAGAAAGUGACACUCAAGCGAGACGAGGACGUCUUGGAUACCUGGUUCAGCUCUGGUCUUUGGCCGUUUAGUGCCCUCGGAUGGCCAGAAAAAAAGGAAGAUUUCGAAAGGUAUUUCCCAACCACGACGCUUGAGACAGGAUGGGAUAUUAUACCAUUCUGGGUCAGCCGUAUGAUCAUGUUCUCUCUCAAGUUGACUGGGAAGGUGCCCUUCACGGAGGUCUACUGCCACGGGUUGAUUCGUGACAGCGAAGGCCGGAAAAUGUCCAAAUCACUGGGCAAUGUUGUUGACCCUAUCGACAUAGUUGACGGCAUCAGCCUCGGUGCUCUGCACCAAAAGCUGCUGCAAGGCAACCUAGCCCCAAGAGAGGUGAAGACUGCCGAGAAGUACCAGAAGAAGACUUUCCCCCACGGAAUUCCUGAGAUCGGGGCCGACGCCUUGCGGUUCUCGCUUAUUAAUUAUACUCAGUCCUCUGGCGGUGAUAUCAACUUCGAUGUCAAGACGAUGCAUGGCUACCGAAAAUUCUGCAACAAGAUUUAUCAGGCUACAAAGUAUGUCCUCGGUAAGCUGGGUGAUGAUUUCGUUCCUCGCGAGUCUAGUGCUUUGAUAGGAAAGGAGAGUCUACCAGACAAAUGGAUAUUGAUGAAGAUGAAUACGGCUGCGAAAGAGAUCAAUCGGGCACUCGAGGAGCGUGAAUUUUCAAGAUCAACCCAGAUCAGCUAUCGGUACCUGUACGAUGAGCUAUUCGAUGUCUAUAUCGAGAACUCAAAGGCAAUCAUCUCAGAGGGCACUCCCGACGAAGCUCGUUCUGCCAAAGACACGCUAUACACCGCACUUGAAUCCGGGUUGCGAAUGAUUUCUCCGUUCAUGCCCUUCUUGACCGAAGAGCUUUGGCAACGGCUCCCACGCCGACCGGGUGACAACACACCUUCAAUCACAAUCGCCAAUUAUCCCGAAUAUGAGUCGUCUUUUGAUGACCCAAAAUCUGAGGUGGCCUAUGAGCUUAUACUGGGUGUAUCGAAAGGCAUUCGUUCUCUCUUAUCUGACUAUGCUGUCAAGGACAAAGGCUUGGCUUAUAUCAUGCCCCUUAACCAAUUUUCACAUGACACUAUAUCAGCACAGCUCUCCACAAUCAAAUCCCUUAGCGGCAAGGUACCAGUGGAUAUCCUUAUACUCAAAGUUGGAGAAAUCAGCCCUGAGGCCUGUGCCAUUUUCUCUGUUUCGGCUGAUGCAAACGUUUAUCUUGACAUCAAGGACCGUAUCCAAGAUACAAAGAAAGAGGUCGAAAAGUUCAAAGGGAAACUAGUCGACGCAAUGAAGGACCAAGAAGAUGUCGAAUCGAUCAUAGCCGAGCUGAGCAAGGUGCAUGACAAGGAUGUGGCUGAUGCUUUGCGAUCAGCCGACCGCAGGAAGCGGGAUGUCAGUGCCUCUUUGCGGGCAUUAGAAGAUACAGUCGCGAUGUUUGAGAAGAUGACCAUCUAG
Molecule: messenger RNA, 3156 nt
Organism: Talaromyces amestolkiae
Lineage: Eukaryota; Fungi; Ascomycota; Eurotiomycetes; Eurotiales; Trichocomaceae
Exons: 2
Coding region: 1-3156 (1051 amino acids)
Biological process (GO): valyl-tRNA aminoacylation
Cellular component (GO): cytosol
Molecular function (GO): aminoacyl-tRNA deacylase activity; valine-tRNA ligase activity; ATP binding
Source: RefSeq, a predicted model, not a curated record